GCCGCCGCCUCGUCCUUCCGCCGCGCACGCGGGACAUGCGCCGUGCGGGACACCCCCUGCCCCCCCCGCGCGGCCCCUUUAACCCCGCACAGGUGCCGGCGGCCGGGGCUGCGCGCAGCCCGCGGAUUGGCCGCCCGCCGGAACGUCACGCAGCAGGGCGCGCCGCCAUUGGCGGAGGCGCUGGGCCGGCCGUGGACUGCGGUGCUUAGCGGGCGGGGCGGGGGCGCUGCGGCGGGGCCGUGCGGGGCGGUGCGGGGCCGCGAUGGCGCCGCGCUGCCGCCCGCUCCUGCCGCUGCCGCUGCUGCUGCUGCUGGCGCUGCCCGCGGCCGCCGCCCCCGAGCCCUGCCGCACCUGCCAAGGCCUGGCCCGCAGCUUCCGCCAGGGCCUGGAGCGGACGGAGCGGGACAACUUCGGCGGCGGGAACACGGCGUGGGAGGAGGAGAAGCUGGCCAAGUACCGGCACAGCGAGACCCGCCUGCUGGACGUGCUGGAGGGCGCGUGCGGCGCCGCCGACUUCGCCUGUCACCGGCUGCUGGAGCAGAGCGAGGAGCACGUCGAGCGCUGGUGGUUCCACGAGCAGCAGCUGCACCCCGACUUCUUCCAGUGGCUCUGCAUGGACACGCUGAAGCUCUGCUGCCCGCCCGGCACCUACGGCCCCGACUGCCUGCCCUGCGCCGGCGGGCCCCAGCAGCCGUGCAGCGGGAACGGGAAGUGUGACGGCGACGGCACGCGCGGGGGCACCGGCCUGUGCAUGUGCAGCCCGGGCUACGGCGGCUCCUUCUGCUCCGAGUGCGGCGACGGCUACUAUGAGGCGUCCCGGAACGAGAGCCACCUGGUAUGUGCUGAGUGCUACCCGGCCUGCGGGCGCUGCUCGGGGCCGGAGGACUCCAGCUGCCUGCGCUGCAAGAGGGGCUGGAUGCUGCACGACCACCGGUGCAUCGACAUAGACGAGUGUGGCACGGAGAUGGCGCACUGUCGGGCCAACCAGUUCUGCGUCAACACGGAGGGCUCCUACGAGUGCCGAGACUGCUCCACGGCCUGCAUCGGCUGCAUGGGCGCUGGCCCUGCCCGCUGCAAGAAGUGCAACAAGGGGUACCAGCGGGACGGCGCCAAGUGCCUCGAUGUGGAUGAGUGUGCCAGCAUGGAGGAGCCCGUGUGCUCUGGGGUGCAUGAGGUCUGCGAGAAUACAGACGGCGCGUAUCGGUGCGUGUGUGCCGAGGGCCACAUGCGCAGGGACGGCGAGUGCAUCGAGGACAAGCCGCCAGAGUCCCCGCCCAAGGGCUUUUUCGACGACGUGACAGAUGACGAGGUGGUGGUGCUGCAGCAGAUGUUCUUCGGCGUGGUGAUCUGUGCACUGGCCACGCUGGCUGCCAAGGGUGACAUGGUCUUCACCGCCAUCUUCAUCGGCGCUGUGGCUGCCAUGGCCGGCUACUGGCUCUCAGACCGCGGUGACCGCGUGCUCGAUGGCUUCAUGAAGGGCAGAUAGUGCGGGCGGCUCCCUGGGCAGGGCGGGCUGUGCCUGGGGCUCAGGCAGAGGGUCCGUGCACAUGGGGCCUGGGUGAGAGCGGGCCCUGCGGCUGGUGGCAUGGCCUGUGCCCUGUGCGUUUCCAGUGCAGUCCCAGCCUGCACCAGUUCAGAGCCCAGUGGGCCGGACCUCUCAGGGCCAGGCGCUGGCUGUGCCCCCUUGACUUUGCCCCUGUGGGUCCAGUACCUGGUGAACAGCACCCACAGUGCCAGUGGGACUGUGGCAUCUCCUGAAGGGCCCUAGUUCAGUUGUGGGGCUUUUGAGUCCCCCAAAGUGGGAGCUGGCCAAGGGGGACUGGUGCCUAGGGGAGCUCCUGUGCUCUGAGGCCAAGGUCCCUGUGGCCCUGGGACUUGACUGGACUGAGGUGGGGCUGUUGGGGACCCAGGCCCUUGCCCUGUAGCCCCCUCCCAGCUCAGGCUGCUCUGCCCUCCCUGUCCAGCCCUAUUGCCUCUUCAGCGCCUCUCCUCCUGGAGGGACCCGUGUGGCAGCAGCAGCUGUGGGCUCUGCCCUGCUCUGCUGCAUUGCAGCUUGUCUACAUGAGCCCUGCACUCUGCCUGCCCCGAGGAGCUACCGGGCUGCUUCUCAGCACUCCUGCCAGCCCCUGGCUGCUAGCAAACCCCCGCCCUGCCCCCAGCUUUGCUGGGCCCUUCGGGGGCCCAGAGCUGCACUGCUGGCCUGCCGUUUCCCAGCCCAAGGAGCUGGCCACCUCCCCCGGCCCUAGUGUGCCACGCCCGCCCUGCCCAGCUGCGAGACCGCCAGGUGCAUGGGCCUGGCACGCUGGACACGGGACAGUGGGAGGACAUCCAUCUGCCCUCUUGACCUUAGGGCUCAAUGUCCGUGUUAGGCAGGUCC
Molecule: messenger RNA, 2377 nt
Organism: Alligator mississippiensis (American alligator)
Lineage: Eukaryota; Metazoa; Chordata; Crocodylia; Alligatoridae
Gene: CRELD1
Product: cysteine rich with EGF like domains 1
Exons: 10
Coding region: 263-1486 (407 amino acids)
Molecular function (GO): calcium ion binding
Source: RefSeq, a predicted model, not a curated record